Molecule: messenger RNA, 1707 nt
Organism: Kockovaella imperatae
Lineage: Eukaryota; Fungi; Basidiomycota; Tremellomycetes; Tremellales; Cuniculitremaceae
Product: SNF2 family N-terminal domain-domain-containing protein
Exons: 11
Coding region: 1-1707 (568 amino acids)
Molecular function (GO): ATP binding; ATP-dependent chromatin remodeler activity
Source: RefSeq, a predicted model, not a curated record
AUGGUGUAUGAGACCGGACACACGACAGCGAUCCCUCGAAUGAUGGCGACAUUGAAGCCUCAUCAGAUUAAAGGCCUCGAGUGGAUGCAGGGCAUGGAAGCGAGGGAGGACACUUCAGGCGGUGUUCUCGCGGAUGAUAUGGGCUUGGGCAAGACCCUCGAAGCCCUGGCGUUGAUUUGCAGCGACGUGCCCGAGAAGGGACAGCCCAAGCCUACCCUCGUCGUGGUGCCUCGAAUACUGGUGAAGCAAUGGGUAGACGAAAUCAAGCGUUACACCCAUCUGAAAGUUGGAUUCCAUCUUGAGACCAGGAGUGAAUUCACUACCAAUCGCUACAAACGCAAAUACGACAUCGUUCUAACAACCUAUACAAUACUCUCUAGUCUCUACAGGGUGGCAGAGUCAUAUGACCGGGAGGAUGUAGAAGCCACGAUCCGCGACUUUGUCCUCUUUGGCAUCGAGUGGCGCCGCAUUAUCCUUGACGAGGCACAUAUGAUUCGGACCAUCGACACAAAGAUGUCACUCGCUGUCCGAAAGCUUAUGGGCCGGAAAAGAUGGUGUAUGACGGGCACCCCGAUCUUCAAUCAUAUUGAAGAUAUCUUUCCCUACUUCUUCUUCACAAACGAGAUGUCGUGGGAGGAGUUUCAGGAUCAGAUCUUGGACCAAGCAGCAGUGCCCGGGUUGGCGAAAGCUAGAGAACUACUGGCGCAGAUCAUGCUUAGGCGGCGGAGGGAGGAAUGCUCCGAGUUGAAGCUUCCAAAAAUGUCUCAAGAGGAUAUCCUUGUGGAUCUCGGCCCUGAGGAACAAGCAAUAUACCAGAAUAUCUACUCCGACGGCGUCAUUUGUGCCAAUCCAUUUUUGCCGGAGGGCACAGUCCUCAAGUCCCUCGACUUUUCAUACGCCCGACUGACAUGCCAGAGACAGGCGGCAUGCCAUCCGGCACAUCUCGUCCUUAGCUCAAAGUCACAGGCCCUUGAAGGCCCUGUAGUCGAAGCCGACAGGCCGUUGUGCAUGAGAGAACCUUUCGAGCCGCUAGAAACAGUACACCUCACCGAAGAUCUUGCUAUGGAGCAUGGACUUGAGUGUUACAGACAGGAUCUGCCGGACUGCAAGCUUCCUAUCAGCUCAAAGAUGAGAGAGAUUGGCCGGAUCAUCGAUCUGAUCCAUGCCGGCGAUCCAAAGGAUAAGACUCUGGUCUUUUGUAGCUGGCGCUUGAUGCUCGACCUAAUGAUUCAUUACUUGGAGGGACAGGGAAGAAAAUGUCUCAGACUUCACAGCAAGACAAACGAGCUCCAACGAGAGGCGAUCCUGCAGGGUUUCAAGCGCACCAAAGGUCCAAACAUCCUGCUCAUGACUCCAUUGAUGGGUGGUAUUGGUCUCAACCUCGCCGCGGCGAAUCACGUCAUUCUGGUCGACCCGUCUUGGUCUCCCUCCACGGAAAGACAGGCCAUCAGUCGAGUCCACCGAUUGGGUCAGAAGAGAGAGAUGACGGUAUGGAAGUUGCUAGCUCGCGGCACCAUUGACGAGGACAUUGUAGAGAAACAACAACGCAAGAACUUGAUUAUCUCUCAUGUCGUCGAGGGCGAACCCCUUGGAGCGGGCUCAGUUCCAGGUUUAGAAGAUUUGAGCAGCUUGACCGUGAAGGAUAUAGCUAAUCUCUAUGUCGAGACACCCCAUGGUACGACGAGCGUCUCUCAAGACGAUCUUUGA